Messenger RNA from Saprolegnia diclina VS20, 1093 nucleotides. RefSeq lists its product as hypothetical. NCBI's taxonomy places the organism in Eukaryota, Oomycota, Saprolegniomycetes, Saprolegniales, Saprolegniaceae. The record is from RefSeq and is a predicted model, not a curated record. The coding region runs from base 251 to 1003 and encodes 250 amino acids. The transcript is spliced from 4 exons.
CGCAAGACCGCGAUGGCCGACGCCCGCGCGCUUUGGGCCGCGGUUUCAGAACUGGCCCAUUUGAACCGAACGGUUACGAAGCCCGGUUCAUUAGCCGUUGGAUUUAUUUUAUUGCAUACAAAGAGCGAGGUAGAUUGCGCGCCGGCUUGGAUUGCCAUCGCCGCGGCGCGGGCCGUUUGAACGCUUGAAAAUUCGAAUCGACCGGCGAGGUGGCGAAGUCGGUCAUUUCCCGAUUGGCCCACCACCGACCAUGCUCGUCAUCUGCUUCGAAGGCUGCCACGGUAGCGGCAAGACGUCGCUCUGCAAGGAAGUGAGCAACAUGGGCUUCCGCGUCCUCGACGAAAACUUCCUCGACAUGCCUGCGCAUUCGCUGCAUCCGCAGUCGCUCUUUAUGGAGACCAAGUGGGUCUGCGCCUGGUUUGACCGCGUCUUGACGCUGGCGCGCCACGACCGCAAUAAGAACCAGGUCUUCUUCGCCGACCGCUCGCCAUUCAGCGCUGUCUUUUACGCGACGCAUGGCCACCUCCUCGACCAAGUCAUCCGUGCGCAAAUGAAGGAGGUUGCCGACUUUGCCAACGUUCAGUUCCUUACCGUGCAUGUGAACGUCGAGAAGGAGCUUCUCUGGAGCCGCAUCCAGCACCGCCUCCAGCUCGAGCCCGAACGCGUGCGCUACGCCGAGCACAAGCGCUCCAAGAUGGAGGACUGCCUCGCGUUCUACAACUCGUUCCCGUGGGACAUGCAAGUGCACAACGACGCGACUUCGCUCCAGCACUUUGCGCAGAACGUCAUUACGAUGCUGCUCCAAAAGCUGCCUACCAUGCAACUCGCUGUCCAGGCAAUGGCGGCGGAAAAAGAUUGCUCGAUGGGUGUUGAAUUCGACCAAACCGACAGCGACUGCGAAAGCGAGAUGACUGUCUCGUGCUACGACGACACGCCCAUCAAGGAGCGUCUCGCGUCGGUCGCCGACGUGGCGCCGAUUCGUUUCAACCUCGACAUGGAGUGAAUCUUUGUGUAAAGUCCCGUCCGCGGUCGCGUUAGAAGUAGUAGGUUCUUAAUUAUAUAUGGCCCUUUCAAAGCCCUUUUUGCAUCUAUU